GGCGGCGCCUGACCUGCAGAGCGGAGCGCAGUCCCUGCAGCCGCCGCGGGAGGCGACCGCGACAAGAUGAAGCUUAUCAUCCUGGACAACUAUUCCCAGGCCAGCGAGUGGGCGGCCAAGUACAUCAGGAACCGCAUCAUCCAGUUUAACCCGGGGCCAGACAAGUACUUCACGCUGGGGCUGCCCACCGGGAGCACUCCACUCGGAUGCUAUAAGAAACUGAUUGAAUACUACAAGAAUGGUGACCUGUCCUUUAAGUUCGUGAAGACCUUCAACAUGGAUGAGUACGUCGCCCUGCCUCGCGACCACCCAGAGAGUUAUCACUCCUUCAUGUGGAAUAACUUCUUCAAGCACAUUGACAUUCACCCUGAGAACACCCACAUUCUGGAUGGGAAUGCUGCUGACCUGCAGGCCGAGUGUGAUGCCUUUGAAGAAAAGAUCAAGGCCGCGGGUGGGAUCGAGCUCUUUGUUGGAGGCAUCGGCCCCGAUGGACACAUCGCCUUCAAUGAGCCAGGCUCUAGUCUCGUGUCCAGGACCCGCGUGAAGACACUAGCCAUGGACACCAUCCUGGCCAAUGCCAGGUUCUUCGAUGGAGAUCUGACCAAGGUGCCCACCAUGGCCCUGACGGUGGGCGUGGGCACCGUCAUGGAUGCCAGAGAGGUGAUGAUCCUCAUCACGGGCGCGCACAAGGCCUUCGCGCUGUACAAGGCCAUCGAGGAGGGUGUGAACCACAUGUGGACCGUGUCUGCCUUCCAGCAGCACCCACGCACCGUGUUUGUGUGUGAUGAGGAUGCCACCUUGGAGCUGAAAGUGAAGACUGUCAAGUACUUCAAAGGUUUAAUGCUUGUUCAUAACAAGUUGGUGGACCCCUUGUACAGCAUCAAGGAGAAAGAAAUCGAGAAGAGCCAGUCUUCUAAGAAGCCGUACAGCGAUUAGUGUGUGCUGGGGACCUGCAAUGGCGUACCU
Messenger RNA from Ochotona princeps (American pika), 966 nucleotides. It is a transcript of the gene GNPDA1, whose product is annotated as glucosamine-6-phosphate deaminase 1. The record is from RefSeq and is a predicted model, not a curated record. Lineage: Eukaryota; Metazoa; Chordata; Mammalia; Lagomorpha; Ochotonidae. Gene Ontology annotation, biological process: D-glucosamine catabolic process; carbohydrate metabolic process; N-acetylneuraminate catabolic process. The coding region runs from base 67 to 936 and encodes 289 amino acids. The transcript is spliced from 7 exons. Gene Ontology annotation, cellular component: cytoplasm. Gene Ontology annotation, molecular function: glucosamine-6-phosphate deaminase activity; identical protein binding.